AUGGCUUCGAAAUUUAUGAACGAUGACUACGGGUCAGAGGAGGAGGACGAUGACUUCAACCCUAUCUCCGAGGAACACAACACCGUUACCGAUCGCAAAGAUCGCGUCGAUGACGAUGACGAUGGUGGUCUGAAUGAUGACCGUGCCGUGAAUGAGGAUGAGGAUGAAGAAGAUGAUGAUGAGGAGGAUGAGGAGGAUGAUGAGGAUGAAGAGGAGGAAGCCGUGAAGCACCCGCGCAAGCGCCGUCGCGGUGGAGUUCAUGCGCUCUUCGAUGAGGAAGCCGGCGUCGACGAAGACGAGGAUGAAGCCGAGGAAGAUGAGGAAGAGAUAGCCGAACUAGGCACAGAAAUGCACCCCGACGACAUCGAUGCCUUGCCCGUCGGCGCCGAAACGGACGACCGCCGUCAUCGUCAAUUGGAUCGUCAGCGCGAGCUUGAUGCGACAAUGGAUGCAGAGAAACAGGCGCAAUUGCUCAAAGAACGAUACGGACGCAACCGUGCCGCAGCGUCAGAUUCACUCGUAGUUCCGAAACGUUUGCUUCUUCCAGGAGUGAACGAUCCAAGUAUCUGGGGUGGUCGCUGUAAGGUUGGAAAGGAGCGAGAGGUCGUCUUUUCUAUCCAAAAGCGUAUGGAAGAACGCCCGCCUGGUUCCCGAAACGCCAUUCGGAUCUACUCAGCUUUCGAGCGUGGAGCCGUCAUGCAGGGUUGGUUUUACUGUGAAGCGCGUCGCUUCGCCGAUGUUGCCGAAGCCAUUGAAGGCAUCAAUUUUUACUACCCCUCCCAAAAGUUGAUUCUCGUCCCGGUCAAAGAAAUGCCGGAUCUUCUACGUGUCCAGAAAUCAGAGGCCCUCGUGCCCGGCGGAUGGGUUCGACUUAAGCGUGGUAUCUAUGCGGGUGAUCUGGCUCAGCUCGAAGAAGUUGAGACCAAUGGCCUGACAGUCACCGUACGAAUCGUUCCUCGCCUGGACUACGGUAUGAAUGAGGAUCCUUUCAAUGAUCCCAACAAGAAGCGCAAGCGUGCUGGGCAAGUUCGCCCCCCUCAGCGUCUGUUCAGCGAGGCGGAAGCGAAGAAGAAGCACGGAAAGUUUCUUACCUCUAAUCCUGGAUUGGCUGGGAAGUCGUGGAAUUAUCAAAACGAAAACUACUUCGAGGGUUUCCUUAUCAAGGAAUUGAAAAUCCAGUACUUGGAGACCAAGGACGUCAACCCACGGCUGGAGGAAGUAACCAUGUUCGCUCGUGGAGGAGAGGAUGGCACUUCAAACCUAGAUCUAGCUUCUUUGGCGGAUACAUUGAAGCAGUCAACUGCCGAUGAGUCUUUCUUACCUGGUGAUCCUGUUGAGAUUUUCCGUGGUGAACAGUCGGGCUUGAUUGGUCGCACCGUAUCAACUCGGAAUAAUAUUGUGACUUUGAAAGUCAGCGAGGGAGAUCUGGUGGGUCAGACGAUCGAUGCUACCGUUGAAACUGUUCGCAAGAGUUUCCGUGAAGGUGAUCAUGUCAAGGUUAUUGGAAACAGUCGUUUCACAAAUACUGUGGGCAUGGUUGUCCAAAUCAAGGAUGAUACUGUCACCCUCCUCAGCGAUAUUAAUAUGGCGGAAGUCACCGUUUUCAGCAAGGACCUACGCCUUUCCUCUGAGACGUCCAAAGUAAACAAAAAACAACACGAGUUCGAUGUUCAAGAUCUUGUUCAGCUUGAUCAUGCCACAGUUGGCGUUGUAGUCCGCAUCGACCACAAUUCAAUUCGCGUUUUGGAUCAGCACGAAUCCAUUCGCGAUAUGCUUCCAACUCAGAUUAACUUGAUUGAUCGUAGGCCACCAACUGCCAUCGAUCGCAAUGGCGCUGAAAUCCGGACAAAGGAUAUUGUUCGUGAGGUCACUGGUGAACAGCGGAUGGGACAAAUUAUCCACGUCUGGCGUUCCUUCCUUUUCUUACACAGCAAAACUCAAGCCGCAAAUCUUGGGUUGUUAGUGGUGCGGUGCAACAACGUCACCGCUGUCUCUGCCCGAGGCACUCGGUCUGCUGGUCCUGAUCUGACCAAGAUGAAUCCUGCUCUGGCGGCGAUGCAGAAUCGCAAUUCCGCGAUGCCACCUCCCCAACGUGGUGGCCCAGACAGAUUGAUCAACAAGACUGUCACCAUUCGCACGGGUCGCUACAAGGGCUUAAUUGGCUUUGUCAAGUCUGCAGAUGACAAAUUUGCCCAAGUCGAGCUUUACACAACUAACAAGCAUGUUUUUAUUCCCCGGGAACUUUGUAUUCCCAAAGACCCAGUCACCAACAAAACACUGGAUAUGGGCCGUGGCCGGGGAGGAGGCGGAAGGGGAGGAGUAUCACGUGUUCCAUACGGACAUGGUCCCAACGGAGGUUCUCAAGGUGGUAAUUCAUGGGCUGGUGGUCGGACUCCCAUCGCUGCUUCAGGAAGAACCCCCGCCUGGGAUGGUGGUUCUUCGCGUACUCCUGCCUGGGGUGGUGCUAGUGGUAACCGUACUCCUGCCUGGGGCAUAACUGGAGGGUCCCGUACACCCGCACGGGUGAUGGAUGGAGGCCGAACUCCUUAUGAUGGAGGACGCACACCCGCCUGGGGCGGUUUAUCCAACUCCCGUGAACAACGUGAACAACAUUAUGAGGAUGCCCCCACUCCCGGAGGCUACUCCGCCCCUACUCCUGGUGCAUACGGAGCCCCGACUCCUGGUGUCUCUGCUUCUACCCCUGGAGCUUGGGCCGAUAGCGCACCCACUCCCGGCGUCUACAACGCGCCAACCCCUGGUGCGCGACGAGGAUACGAGGCACCCACUCCCGGUGCCUAUGAUGCCCCUACUCCCGCAAUGGGAGGCGUUGCAGCUACCCCUGGCGCAUUUGAUGAUGGUCCCCAUUACGAGGAUGCGACACCUUCUCCUUGA
This is a messenger RNA of Penicillium taxi, 2892 nucleotides long. It is a transcript of the gene spt5, whose product is annotated as transcription elongation factor spt5. Gene Ontology annotation, cellular component: DSIF complex. The record is from RefSeq and is a predicted model, not a curated record. The coding region runs from base 1 to 2892 and encodes 963 amino acids. Gene Ontology annotation, molecular function: protein binding; mRNA binding. Gene Ontology annotation, biological process: regulation of DNA-templated transcription elongation; transcription elongation by RNA polymerase II; regulation of transcription by RNA polymerase II. The transcript has 3 exons. Lineage: Eukaryota; Fungi; Ascomycota; Eurotiomycetes; Eurotiales; Aspergillaceae.